Molecule: messenger RNA, 1820 nt
Organism: Hyla sarda
Lineage: Eukaryota; Metazoa; Chordata; Amphibia; Anura; Hylidae
Product: keratin, type I cytoskeletal 42-like
Exons: 7
Coding region: 1-1578 (525 amino acids)
Molecular function (GO): structural molecule activity
Source: RefSeq, a predicted model, not a curated record
AUGAGUAGCAUCAAGCAUCUUUCUUCAGCUGGAUCCAUGAGGGGUUUGGGAGGUUCUAGUGUUUCCCGUAUGUCAUCUGUACGCUCCAGUGCAUCUUUCAGAGCACCAAGCAUGCAAAGUUGCGGCAUCGGCAGUGCUGGAAGCUAUGGAUUUGGAUUAGGUAGUGCCGGAACAUGUGGAUCCAGUUUCGGCUAUGGUAGUUCUAGUGUCGUUUCCGCAAGGGAAGACAUCCUGAGCACCAAUGAGAAAGAAACCAUGCAGGUACUGAAUGAUCGGUUGGCGUCCUACCUGGAUAAAGUGCGCUCUUUGGAAAUGAAAAAUGCCCAACUUGAUAAGAACAUUCGAGAGUGGUACGAAAAACAGGUCCCUUACAUGUCCCCUGAUUUCCAACCAUACUUCAAGACUAUUGAAGAGCUUCACAAUCAGAUCCUCCAAGCAAGCAAUGACAAUGCUAACAUCCUGCUUCAGAUUGACAAUGCUCAGCUCGCGGCAGAUGACUUCAGGACCAAGUAUGAAAAUGAAGCAGCUCUCCGCCAGGGGGUAGAGGCUGAUAUCAAUGGCCUACGUCGUGUCCUCGAUGAUCUUCUGCUUGUUAAGAAAGAUCUAGAAGGACAGCUCCAAACCCUGACUAAUGAGUUGGCCACCUUGAAGAAAAACCACGAAGAGGAGGUAAACAACCUGCGUUCUCAGCUGGGAGCAAGAGUCAAUGUAGAAGUAGAAGCUCCACCUGCCUUAGACCUGAACAAAGUGCUAACAGAAAUAAGGGAUCAAUAUGAGAACAUAAUGGCCAACAACCUACAAGAAGCCGAGAAGUGGUUCUUAGAAAAGAGUGAAGAGCUGAACCAACAAAUGACAAGCAGCGCCCAACAACUUCAGACAUGGAACAGUGAAAUCAUCGAACUCCGUCACACAGCCCAAACCUUGGAAAUAGACCUUCAAGCUCAGAUCAACCUGAGAGAAAACUUAGAAAACGCAUUGGCUGAGACCGAAGCUCGGUACAGUUGCCAACUUGCCCAACUUCAAGACAUGAUAUCUAAUGUUGAGGCCCAACUUGGUGACCUGAGGUCUGAUCUGGAAAGACAAAACUUUGAAUACAGAUGUCUCAUGGAUGUAAAGACACAUCUGGAGAAGGAGAUCUCAACCUACAAACAACUUCUUGAUGGAGAAGACCUGACGAGAGGCUCAAUUUCCCGAAACACAACAAUGAUUUCCAGUGGUUCAAGCAACUCAGUUAAUAUGGGAGGCAUGGGAGGAAUGGGAGGUAUGGGAAGCAGGGGAGGCUCAGGAAGCAUGAGUGGCAUGGGAGGCUCAGGAAGCAUGAGUGGCAUGGGAGGCUCAGGAAGCAUGAGUGGCAUGGGAGGCUCAGGAAACAUGGGUGGCAUGGGAGGCUCAGGAAGCAUGGGAGGCCUAGGAAACAUGAGUGGCAUGGGAGGAUCAGGAAGCAUGGGAGGAAUGGGAGGCUCAGGAAACAUGGGAGGCUCAGGAAGCAUGGGAGGCUCCGGAGGAAUUAGUGGCAUUGGAAAACCAAGGAUCGUUAUUGACGAUGUUAAAGAAACCUACUCCCAGUCCAAGAAUUAAACUAGAAAAAGUUUACUCUAAACCUCUUAACUUUAUUUAGCUUUGAGCAACUUCCAUUUAUUCCUCUUCCUACUCUCUGUCCUCAGCUCUACUCUUGGGCGUUGAUCUUUGUCUAUCGUGUCACCCUUGUACUACAAACAAUGUCAUCAUCAUUUUUUUAUAUUUGUUUGUUUAUCGAUUGUCUACUCCAUGUUGGGGAUAGUCAGACUCUGCAGAGAAUGCUUCCUACCUAAUUAAUAAUA